Messenger RNA from Astrephomene gubernaculifera, 5762 nucleotides. The record is from the annotation of a GenBank genome assembly. NCBI's taxonomy places the organism in Eukaryota, Viridiplantae, Chlorophyta, Chlorophyceae, Chlamydomonadales, Astrephomenaceae.
GCUGCUUAUUAGAACGAUUAUCAGAGUGACUUUCCAGCAAACACAUGUGCUUGGCUUCAUUUAAAGGUUAAAGUGUCGACCUCCUUGUCUGACGAACCCUUCUGAAAGGCCAACGUUGAUUGGGGCUAAGCCGUUCUACUUUGCUACGUGCAUUUUUAUUGGCAGGGCUGCACCACAUCGCCACGGACUGCUUAGGCUUUACUGACUCCAGCCCUCUGGCGCCUUGGGCGUCAGGGGGCGCCUGAAAUCCCAGCCCACAAACUAGGACCUCUUAGUUCUCACCAUGACGAGCAAUAUUCGUUUCAAGUUCCGUGCUGAGCUCAGUUACAGCAACUUGCCCUUCGAUGGCCACUACAUUACAGUCGGCGAGCUGAAACGGCUUAUCGCCGAAAAGAAGGGCCUUGGCAUCGAUGCGGCGAACGAGCUGCAGCUUACGGAUGCGACCUCCAAGCGGGACUAUGAUAAUGAUGCAGAACAGGUUAUGAAGAAUUCAGCGGUUAUCGUGAAACGCGUGGCAGCAGCAGCUCGCCCUCGGACUAUAAUCAGUAGUUCAGCAGCACCUGCACCGGCCCCUGCACCAGUUGCUACCGCGGCACCAACGCUCGGGGCGAUAAGCUCCACGGAUCUGGGCGCACAACCUCACGUUGAGGACGAAUUCGGCGACGAUCCUCUGGCCAAGGCAGCCACGGCACAGCAGGAUGAGCAACAAAUGAUGGCUUUCCUUGCUCAAGCUGCUAAAGGCGUGGCAUUGGAGGGACAACUGGCGAUGCAAUCAGCACCAUUUGGCCGGGGCGGUCGGGGCCGCGGCCGCGGCUUCGGUCCUGGCGGCGGUCGCGGUGGCCGGGGUGGCUUCAUGAACCGGGAGUGCUUGCGCUGCGGUCAACCCGGCCACUUCAUCAGCGAGUGCCCCACACAGGGAGACCCAGCUUACGACAAGCGCAUCAAAGUACCCUCCGGCAUCCCGGCUUCCAAGAUCCAGCGCAACGCAGACGGCAGCCUUUACCUGCCAGAUGGGGAGCUAGGCGAGCUCGCUGCCAACACGCAGGCCUUCAACCGGCUAGCAGCCCUGAUGGGCCGCGGUCCCGCAGCAGCAGCCGAGGCCGCCCCUGCCGCUGCCACUUCCGCCCAGCCCGCCCUACUAACCGCAGGCCCCUCGGCAGCGCCCAGCAAUGCACCGGCGUGGCAGCAGCCCGGAAGAGCUGCAGCGGAUGCAGCUGCUCGUAACGCCGCGGCCCUACAGCAGCAACAACAGCAGCAGCUGUUGCUGGCUCAGCAACAGCAGCAGCAACUCCAGCUGCAACAACAGCAGCAGCAGCAACAACUACUCGCAUCUGCAGACAUCAAAUCAGAGCAGCAGGCCGCUGGUUCCGCUGGCGCUGCUCCUGACCUAAACCAGCAGCAACAGACGGCCAUGACCGCACCUGCAGACCAGCCCAAGCAACAACCUGAGCAGCAGCGGGUUGAGGUCAAGCCGGCAGGACCCCAGCUCUUCGAUGAUGAUUUUGAUGAGCGUUCAAAACAACCCCUUCAGCAACAACAACCCGUUCGUCUGGGCCUCGGCAUGCUAGCAGACGACGCGGCUCGGCGGUCCACCUCCCCCGCCCCCUCGCUCCUAACCGGUGCUGCGGCGGCGUUGCGUGAAGGCAGCGCUGCUCCGGGCGGCAGUUCCGGAGCCGCUGCUAAUGCCGCGGCGUUGCCAGCUGCUGCAGGGGAGCGAGGACGAGGUGCCGCUGCAGCUGCGGGCAACGGCUUCCGGAGUGGUCGGGACGGCGGUGGUGCGGGUGGCGAGGGCGAUGUGCCUGCCUCUCUGCGCGGAGUGGGCUGCAGCGAGCGGGAGCUGAUGACUGCGCUGCCCUUCCUGCGGGAGCUGCUGCCCGGGGAUAUGGCCAUGACGGACCUGUUCAGGGCCUUUGGCAGCGGCCGGCCGCUCUCCCGCCGCGAGUUCCUGGACCUGCAGGCAGCCGCCAAACAGGCCGCGGAGCGCUCCUCGCGGCCGCGGCGGGACACCGGGGGCCCCUCGCCCGCACGCCUCGGCUCCAGCUCCCACCGACGAGAUGAGGACUCCCUUGCUGCCGACCGCCAGGGCCGCAGCCAGCACGGCAGGCCCGGCAGUGGUGGUGGAGGUGGUGGUGAGCGGGGGAGGCGUAGCCGCAGCAGGUCGCGAGGAGGGCGUUCAAAGCGGUCUCGAUCUGGGUCACGAUCACGGUCCAGGUCCCGGUCCAGGUCCCGGUCGCCGUCUAAGCGUCGGCGGGGGCGGGAUGAGUAUAGUGGAGGCGGCGGGGGUGGGGGCGGGGGUCAUGAGCGUGAUCGGGACAGGAAGCGAGGCGAGAGGGAGCGCGAUCGAGAACGCGAACGGGACCGAGACCGUGACAGGGAUAGGGACCGGGAUCGUGAUCGCGAGAGGGAGAGGGAGACGCGAGAUCGGGAGCGCGAGGCGGGUCGGUCUCGGGGGCGGGAGCGGGAGAGCAGGCGGGAGGCGUUGGGGUCCUCACCCGUGGUUUCACCGCGCGAGGUGGAGGCGCGGCGGAAGCGGUCGCGCAGUCCGCCCAGCGGAGGAGGAGCUAGAGGCGAGGGCGGCAGGGCGGCUGCUCGGGGGGUGAGAGGCCGGGAGCCGGAGGACGGUCGCGAGCAGUCGGGGAUGCGACGGCAGUCAUCCCGCUCCGGCGCCGCGGCGGACAAGGGUGCUGUGGGGGCUGGCGAGGAGGACCGGCAACGCCGAGAAGAUGCGAGCAAGGAGCCGCGACCAAGCGACCAGGCGAAUGCCGAUCCUGCAGAGAAGCGCCGUACGGCAGACGGUGACGGCGGCGGCGCGGCCGCAGGCACCCGGUCCGGUCUUGCGGAUGCCAAUGCUGACAUGUCGCCCUCUGCCACCGCUGCGGCAACUCCGAGUGGCGGCGAGCCGCGGCGUAGCGUGUCUCCUCCCCGCGAUGGGUCGGCGGCUGAGGAGGGAAGUCCGGCUAGGCGGCGUGUCAGCGGGGAUGGCGGCGGAAGCAGCAGCAGCAGCAGCGCGAGCGGCAGUGACCAGAGCGAGGAGCGGGGCGGCGGCGGCGAGGCAGCUGCGGAGAGGGAGGCGGCGGGCGGAAGGAGGUCAAGGUCGACGUCUGCUGACAGGAAAUCCGGAGACCGAGAAGCAGCUGCUGCAGCAGCUGGAAAGAGGGCGGCUCCUGCGCCCGCACCAUCUCCGCGCCGACCUGAGGCAUUUGAGAAGCCAACCACCGCAACUGCUGCUGCUGCUGCCGCUGCUCCCCGUGCUGCUGGUGCUGCCUCGGACCGCAGCCCACAACGCAACCGAGGUCAAGCAGGAGUCCGACCGGAUGAGCAGAAGGUGGGGGUGGGGGUGUCGGAGGAGGAGGAGGAGGAAGAAGAGCAGCAGCGUAAGGAGAGGGGUGGUCGCGGCGGAUGCGGACGUGAGGAGGAGCGGAGGCGGCAGCAGCGGGGUCGUGGAGACGAUGACGAGGACUAUUCCGACCGCAGCGUGAGCAGCAGCGACCGGGAAGCGGAGGAGCAGGAGGAGGACGAUGGACGAGGCAGGGCCAGGGCAGGCAACAGGGCUGGUGGUCGGGAGCAGCCGCAGGCUGCACCCUCCCAGCGCGACUCCCAGCAGCAGCAGCCACGACAGCAGCAGCCCUCUGACCAGCAGCAGCAGCAGCGGGAGGCUGCUGCAGCUGCAGCUCGGGGCAACAGCCGCUCUCAUCGCUCUCCGUCGCCCCCCAGUCGACUGGACUCCAGGGGUGGCGGCGCUGAGGGCGGUGGCGGCGACGGAGGCGGCGGCUACAGCGACCGAGAUGGCGGCGACAGUGAACGAGAAGAGCGGCGGACGCAUAAGAAGCACAAGAAACACAAGAAGGAGAAGCACAAGGAGGGCAAGAGCGGUAAGGAGGGCAAGAAGAGCCAUCACAAGCACAAGGAGAAGAGCAAGGAUAAGGGCAAGGAGAGGGAGAAGGAGAGGUCCAAGAGCGGCAGGGAGCAAGCCCGAGGCGGAGGCGCAGCAGGUGGGGAGCAGCAGCAGCAAGCAGGGGCUGUACGGCAGCGAAAGGACGACAGUUACAAUGAGGAGCGAUACGAGGAGUAUGAGGACGAGUUGCCGUACAGCGAUGCCGAGUACGAAGACGACCACUACGGCGCCCCUGCCCUGCCCACACGCAAGCCCCCCAUCCCACCGUCGCAACGCACCGGCGGGGGCGGCAACACUGCCGUCACCGCCACUGCCGCCGCUCCUCGGCGGGGCACGACGGCUACCCGCAGCCGGAGUCGCAGUCGUACCCCGCCUCGUGCUGCCCGAGGCGGCGACGGCGGCGGCGGCGGUCGGUACGGCAACACUCGCCGCGGCGGCGGCGGCGGUCGCUCGGAUGACGACAGCGAGUACGAUCGAGACGACGGCGGUCGCCGUGGCGGCGGUGGCGGAGGUCCCGCUACGUCGUCUCAGCAGGGUCAGCAGAGUAGUCUGGGAGCGACAGCGGGGGGUGCGAGCAAACGCAGCCGAGUGGAGUGGGCGGUGCCUGCAGCCUCCAAGGGACGAGGAGGAGCAGCAGCAACAGCAGUCGCCGCCAGUGACGGACCCGGCGGGGAGGCAGGAGGCGACGGAGGUGGUGCCGGCGGCGCUGGCGGCGGCAGCCGCGGCCCCCCGCGUACGACGGGUUUUGGAGCGCUGCGAAUGAUAAGCCAGACGUUGGGUCAAGCGCUGCAGGAGCAACGACGUGGGGCUGGCGGUGGCGCAGGAGGAGGAGGAGGAGGAGGACGUGACGAGGGCGGUCGCGUCAGCAGGCGUGAGCGGGAGGAGAAGGAGCGCGAGGGGAAGGAGCGGGAGCGUGGAGGGGAGGAUGUGAGGGGGCGGGGUCGAGAUCGUGACAAGGAGCGAGGGCGGGGAGGUGGGAGUCGGGACAGCGAUGAGGAGAGGCCACGGAGGCGCUACCGGGACUAGGUGGCGGGGGUUUUAGGAAGGAGGCGCGUGUGGAUGUUGUGUGUGGAUGUGUGUGGGGGAGUGGAGGAGGGGUGUUUAGGUGCGUAGUGCUGUGGACGUAGUGCCGUAGAGAUCUACCCGGUGGGUGGGAGGGGUGUCAGAGAUACACCUAACCGUGGGAAACCUAACACAGGUUAGGGCGAAAAGCAGUGGAGAUAGAGGGAAGCAGUGGGAGGGAGGAGGGGCGCCGAGAGGUCGCUUACGCUCUCUGCCUUCAAAGCAGCAGAACAGGAUAUCAAUUUAUCCGAAGGGCGGUGGGGACGCAUUAGGUGUUAGGGUAGAUGUGCCCCUGCUCUCAUCUAGAGCGUGUCGUAUAGAGUAGGCAGACAAGCAAUAGACAAGGGUGCUUUGGUGCCCGUCAAUCUUUGCUUGGAUCCUUACAUCACGAUGACUGAGGGGGGCUGUGUAGUUAGGCAGGCGGCACACGCUGGGGCAGCCGUGGAGCGUCAGCAGCGGAGGCUGGCUGAGAUGGCAGCAGCUUCAGUAGCUGUUCAAGUGUUGUUCGGAAGCAGAGCUGGGCAGGGGAGUCGUACGUCUCAUACAACUGGCUGUCUGCCUCUAGGGCAGCUGCUGCUCUAGGCAUUUCACCAUGUGGUCUGGCUGUCUCGACUGGGGAGGUGGCUGUGCGUGUGAGGCGCCGUGGGGCCGACAAGGGCGCUGGGUGCAUGCGAGCGGUGCUACUGCUUGCAAGGGGAGUGUGCGGUGGUGGUAGUGCAGCUGCUAGGAGUGGCUGCUGAUACGGCAGUAGCGGUGAUGGGUGAUGGAUGGAUCAUGCAGACUCUCUGUAAGGAAGAAAGGAUAA